This is a messenger RNA of Aedes albopictus (Asian tiger mosquito), 5220 nucleotides long. RefSeq lists its product as uncharacterized. NCBI's taxonomy places the organism in Eukaryota, Metazoa, Arthropoda, Insecta, Diptera, Culicidae. The transcript has a single exon. The coding region runs from base 1 to 5220 and encodes 1739 amino acids. Gene Ontology annotation, molecular function: nucleic acid binding; zinc ion binding. The record is from RefSeq and is a predicted model, not a curated record. Gene Ontology annotation, biological process: DNA integration.
AUGGCAUCCAAGGACUUGAAAACAUUGAAGGCAAGGCUUAGAGGACUUCGUGCAACUUUUAGUAACAUCCGUCGGUUCGUAAGUGACUUCAAAUCAGAUGUGACAACAAAUCAAAUCAAUGUUCGGGUUUCGCGUCUGGAUGAGUUGUGGCAAUCAAUCAACGAGACUUGUUGGGAUAUUCAAGCGCAGGAGGAAUUUGAGGAAAGUGAAGUUUUCUUGAAGGAGCAAGCGGACUUCGAAUCCAACUUUUAUGACGUCAAAUCAUUCUUGUUGGAUAAGUUGAACGAACUGAGCGGUGUCGAUCCUCAAAAUCAAACCGUUCGAGUAGAUGAUGGUUCGUUUCAUGGUGUGGUGGAUCAUGUUCGUCUGCCGCAAAUUAAGCUACAGUGUUUCGACGGCAAUAUUGAUGAGUGGCUCAGCUUCAGGGACAUCUACACAUCCCUGAUUCACUAUAAGGCAGAUCUACCUCCUGUUGAGAAGUUCCACUAUCUCAAGGGUUGCCUUGGCGGAGAGGCAAAGGCGCUUCUCGACCCUCUCAAGAUCACUGCGGCCUACUACCAAAUUGCGUGGGAUACGUUGCUUAAACGUUACAAUAACAGCAAGCUUCUGAGGAAAAGGCAAGUGCAGGCGUUGCUAAAACUGCCAUCUCUUGCUAAAGAAUCUGUCGGGGAACUACAACGACUGGUAGAAGGUUUCGAUAGGGCUGUUCAAAACCUGGAUCAGGUAGUUGAGGCUGCUGAGUACAAGGAUUUGUUGUUAGUAGAACUCCUCAGCUCUAGAUUGGAUCCUACAACCCGGCGUGGUUGGGAGGAACACGCGUCUGCUAAAGACAAGGACACCGUCAAGGAAUUACUCGACUUUCUUCAACGGCGUAUCCAUAUUUUGGAAUCAUUGCCAGCGAAACCAGAGAUGAAACGGGACUCUACGUCACAGGAAAAACGGAAACCUUUCUUCCAAAGAACGAGCCAUAAUGCGAUACAGUCCAACAGUGCGAAAUGUCCAUCCUGUUCAGAAGUCCACGGAUUGCACAUCUGCCCCGAUUUCCUGAAGUUACCGAUGUCCAACAGGGAAUCUUUUCUGCGUAGCUAUUCUCUAUGUCGAAACUGCUUGAAGGGAGGUCACAUUGCGAGAGAUUGUUCUUCGAAAUACAGUUGUCGAAAGUGCAGAGCCAGGCACCAUACCGUAAUGUGCUUCAAAUCCGACGAACGUAGUUCGAACCACAGUUCAACUGAAGCUGGAAACUCGACUGAAGGCGCUAAGCAAGGUCCACCAGCUUCAGAUCCACAGACGUCAUUGAGAACAAUGUCUUCUAACAUGGCUAAGGUGUCGUCCUCUCAAAUACUCCUAGCAACGGCAAUUGUUCUUGUUGAAGACGACCAAGGAUCACGCUAUCCUGCUCGCGCACUACUAGACUCGGGCUCCGAAUGCAAUUUCAUUUCGGAAAGCCUGAGUAGGUUGAUGAAGAUCUCUGCGAAGAAGGUCGACAUUUCAAUCCAAGGAGUUGGUCAAACCAAUACGAGAGUCACACGGAAGAUUGAAGCUACAGUCAAGUCUCGAACCUCGGAAUACUCAAGGUCUAUGGAGUUCCUGAUUCUGCCGAACGUUACAGCUUGCUUGCCUACAGCUACUGUCAAGAUCAAUGGGUGGAAUCUACCACAAGAAGUCGAGCUAGCGGAUCCGGAGUUCUUUCGCUCUCGAAAGGUGGAUAUCGUUCUGGGAAUCCAAGCCUUCUUCAGUUUCUUCCAGUCGGGGAAGGAAAUAUCGUUGGGCCAGGGGCUGCCCACACUCACCGAAUCAGUUUUCGGGUGGAUCGUAUCCGGAGAAAUCUUCGCACCGGUGGAUGGUGCAGUUCAAGGUCGACUCUCCUGCAAUAUCGCUAUUUCGGAAAACUUGGUGGAAAUAUUGACACGGUUUUGGUCCUGUGAGGAAGUAGGAACCGUCAAUAGCUAUUCGCCGGAGGAAACGCGCUGUGAGGAGCAGUUUGUGCGUACAGUGCGAAGGGAAGCAGAUGGUCGCUACACCGUUACUCUUCCCAAGGACGAGCAGAUCCUGCGACAGCUCGGAGAAUCAAGGGAAAUAGCAGAGAAACGACUGCGGAGUGUGGAACGACGGUUGUCAAGAAACCCGGAACUUCAAGGGCAGUAUAACGAUUUCAUGGCCGAAUACUUGGAACUUGGCCAUAUGCGGAUGGUGGAGGACAGCAACGACGCAGUCCAACGAGUCUACUUACCACAUCAUCCGGUAAUCAAGGAAUCAAGCACCACAACCAAGGUCAGGGUGGUGUUCGACGCGUCCUGCAAGACGUCUACAGGCACCUCGCUAAACGAUGCGCUGUUUGCAGGACCUAUAGUGCAACAGGAUCUACGAUCGAUCAUCCUACGGAGUCGAAUACGACAGGUUAUGGUAGUCUCCGACGUGGAAAAGAUGUUUCGCCAAAUUUGGAUCAACGAACGCGACACACCUCUACAGUGUAUUCUAUGGUUUGGACCGGACAACGAAAUAGUCACCUACGAGCUAAUCACGGUCACAUAUGGUACAAAAUCUGCACCGUUUCUAGCUACUCGCACCCUCAAACAGUUGGCGGAAGAUGAACGAGGGAACUUUCCAUUGGCUGCGAAAGCCAUUGACGAGGAUGUCUACAUGGAUGAUGUCAUUUCCGGUGCAGACGACGUGGAGUCUGCUAUCGUUCUACGUUGCCAGUUCGAUGCCAUGCUGCUAAGCGGAGGAUUUCGAUUGAGGAAAUGGGCGUCGAAUCGUCCAGAAGUUUUGAAGGAUAUCCCCAAGGAGGACUUGGCCCUACCUACUGCUGAUGGAAUCGAUUGGGACCAAGACGCUGAAGUCAAAACGUUGGGACUGACUUGGCUUCCCAACGCAGACUGUUUCAAGUUUCAAUUCAUCAUUCCACCGUUCGUUGAAGGACAACAUUUAACGAAACGAAACGUGCUAAGUAUCGUUGCGAAACUAUUCGAUCCUCUAGGGCUGCUGGGUGCGACUAUCACGACUGCGAAGGUCUUUAUGCAGCACCUAUGGACUCUGGAAAAUGAGAAGGAUCGGAAACUAGCCUGGGAUGAUCAACUGCCUCAAACGGUGGGCGAGGAAUGGCGAAAAUACCACGAACAACUUCCGCUUUUGAAUACGAUCCAAGUUCCGCGAUGCGUUAUUACACCUGGAGCUCGAUCAGUAGAGUUCCACUGUUUCUGUGACGCGUCGAUGGUAGCCUACGGUGCAACAGUCUACGUGCGCAGCGAGAACCAAUAUGGCACAGUUUCCGUCCAUCUACUUACUUCGAAAUCGAAGAUUGCACCCCUAAAGACCCAGUCUCUGCCGCGGUUGGAAUUGUGUGGAGCACUUCUGUCUGCGCAGCUCUGGGAAAAGGUGUCGAACGCUGUGAAAUUGGAUGCCAACGUUUACUUCUGGACAGAUUCAACAUGCGUGCUGCAGUGGAUCAAAUCUGCACCUGGAACCUGGACUACGUUCGUGGCAAAUAGGGUCGCCAAAAUCCAAGCCAUAACGGAAGGUUGCAACUGGGCUCACGUGUCUGGUAAAACUAAUCCAGCAGAUCUCAUUUCUCGUGGAAUCCUUCCAAACGAAAUCCUAGAAAACGAACUUUGGUGGAGUGGACCCAACUGGCUUAAAACACCCAAGCAUCAAUGGAAGGCAAGUCCAAUCCCGGAUCAAACCCCUCUGGAAAUGCGGAAAACGUUCGCUACUUGCACCGCUAAGGAGAAUUCGUUCGUUUCGGAUUUUGUAGAAAGGUUUUCGGAUUACAACAAACUUAUUCGAACUACUGCUUACUGGCUACGACUAAUUGCGAAACUGAAUCACGGCAAUACAUGUAAGGAAGGUUUUCUAACCACUGGAGAGCUGCAACAGGCAGAGGCGUUGCUCAUUAGGAAGGUUCAGGACGAAUACUUCUCCAAGGAAAUCAAGGCGUUGCAUGAAGGUUGUGCAGUAGGUCGAAAUUCGCCGUUGUGCUGGUUCUAUCCCCGAAUCACUGAAGACGGAGUCCUGCGCGUUGGUGGGCGACUAAAGCACUCCAGCAGCUCGGAGUCAGCGAAGCACCCGAUGAUCUUACAGGCGAAACACCAUCUAACCGAGCUGAUCUUCCAAUUUUAUCAUCUAAAGAUGCUCCAUGCCGGGCCACAGCUCCUUCUCGCUACCGUACGACAACGUUUUUGGCCUCUCGGUGGCAGGAACGGUGCCAGGAAGAUUGUUCAUCGUUGUCAACGUUGCUUUCGGGCAAAACCUUCUCGCAUCGAACAACAAAUGGGGGAGCUUCCUUCUUCCAGAGUAACCGUUGCAAGACCAUUCUCCAGGACUGGGGUCGAUUACUUCGGUCCUGUUUACAUCAAGGCUGGAAGACGUCGAGCAGCGAUCAAGUCCUAUGUUGCAGUCUUUGUAUGUAUGGCCACGAAGGCCGUCCACUUGGAGCAUGUCUCCGAUCUUUCAACCGAGUGUUUUCUCCAAGCACUGCGACGGUUCUUCGCACGACGUGGAAGGUGUACCGAUAUUUACUCGGACAAUGGUACUAAUUUCGUGGGAGCUAAAAAUAGAAUGAUCGAAUUAUACGAUUUGCUACGAAAUCAAGCCCACCGUGAAGCCGUUACCAAUGAAUGCUGUGGAGAAGGCGUACAGUGGCACUUCAUACCACCCGGAGCGCCCCACUUUGGCGGCUUAUGGGAGGCGGCUGUUCGAUCGACCAAAUAUCACCUUCUUCGUGUACUUGGCGAAAAUGCGGUGUCUGCUGAAGAUUUCCGCACCUUGCUGGUCCAGGUCGAAGGAUGCCUGAAUUCUCGGCCACUAACACCCAUCACCGAUGACCCAACAGAUCUUGAACCGUUGACACCUGCUCAUUUUCUCACUGGUGGGCCACUACAAGCAUUACCAGACCCAGAUCUUGCAUCAAUCCAGCUUAACCGUCUAAAUCGUUGGCAGCUAGUUCAACGUCAGCUGCAAGAUUUCUGGAGACGAUGGAGUACGGAAUAUUUAUCGCAGUUGCAGGCACGGAACAAGAAUUGGAAGCCUGCUGUUGACAUCGCUGCAGGUAGUCUUUGUGUCAUCGUUGACAGCCUACAACCACCAAUGAAAUGGAAGAUGGGGCGAAUAAUCCAGCUUCAUCCAGGAGCCGAUGGUGUGACUAGGGUAGUUACACUGAAGACCGCCACUGGAACCAUGAAACGAGCAGUCACCAAAAUUUGUCUAUUACCAAAUCAGGAUUGA